GCUUCCUUCCGGUUUUCUAAGCGGAGGCCGGAAGUGUUGUAUUUUAGCGACUCUGGGUGUAGAAGGGUCGUGGUAGCGGCAACUAGGGCAACGAGAAGGGUCACCGAAUAGCUCAGAUUCUCGCGGCUGUGCAGGGAUCUAAUCACCACCAUGUCGAGCAAAAGGGCAAAGACCAAGACCACCAAGAAGCGCCCCCAGCGCGCAACAUCCAAUGUGUUUGCCAUGUUUGACCAGUCACAGAUUCAGGAGUUUAAAGAGGCCUUCAACAUGAUUGAUCAGAACAGAGAUGGUUUCAUUGAUAAGGAAGAUUUACAUGAUAUGCUUGCCUCACUGGGGAAAAACCCAACAGAUGAGUAUCUAGAUGCCAUGAUGAACGAGGCACCGGGUCCCAUAAAUUUCACCAUGUUCCUCACAAUGUUUGGUGAGAAGUUAAAUGGCACAGAUCCAGAAGAUGUCAUCAGAAAUGCUUUUGCAUGCUUUGAUGAAGAAGCAACUGGCACCAUUCAGGAAGAUUACCUGAGGGAGCUGCUGACAACAAUGGGAGAUCGGUUUACAGAUGAGGAAGUGGAUGAGCUGUACAGAGAAGCACCUAUUGACAAAAAGGGAAAUUUCAAUUACAUCGAGUUCACACGCAUCCUUAAACAUGGAGCAAAAGACAAAGAUGACUGAAAAGAACUCCAGAUUCCAGCCAAAUGUUCCUUGUUGCCAUUUUGGGUAUUUCUGAGACUUUCUCUUAAAGCCUAUAUCAUGCCCUAGCUUUACAGCUUUAGCCUUUCUUGUGGUAUUUAUUCUCAGCCAUUUUGGGCACAUGCAUCUCUGUAAUCAGACUGGAAAUGGGACUUUUUGUCAUUUUCAGAAUAAAAAAUAGGGUAAUUUAACUUGCCAGCUCCUCCCAUAACUACAAUCUACACAGAGUCAAUAUAUUUUUUCAGAGAAAGUUAUUCACUCAAUUUUUUCUGAACCAUAAUUAAACUUUAUGAUAAAAA
Molecule: messenger RNA, 986 nt
Organism: Pteronotus mesoamericanus
Lineage: Eukaryota; Metazoa; Chordata; Mammalia; Chiroptera; Mormoopidae
Product: myosin regulatory light polypeptide 9
Exons: 4
Coding region: 151-669 (172 amino acids)
Biological process (GO): platelet aggregation
Cellular component (GO): cytoplasm
Molecular function (GO): calcium ion binding
Source: RefSeq, a predicted model, not a curated record